UAAGCAACACCUGUUGACAGCCAGCCUCGUCACCUCAGAGCUGGUUUGUUGGUGGGGGUUUGCUGGGGUUUCGGUUCCAAAUUCUGAUAGUGAUUGGAACCCUGUAGUUUUUUUCUUCAUAUUUGUGUGAAGACUGCAACAUGAAGAGGCUUGAGAACAUUUUGUUAUGGAACUUGGUGGCUGCAGUGACCAUCCUGGGGCAAGCAAGGCCAAAUAAGAAGCAAAAUUAUCAGUCAAACAGUGGUCUAAAGUCGGACUGUGCGGGGAAUCUCAUGAGGCUGUCAUUGGACAAAGCUCUUGCCGUGGGGAACCAGCUGGAGGUGGAAGCCCUCAAUGGCACACAGCAAAUUUUGCUUACACCAACAUUAGCGGCUCAGUGUGGGUACAGCAUGGAGUCUGACCCGUGGGGUAACACCAGGAUCUACACGUCUCUGAUGGCCUGCUAUGUGGACAACAAAGAAGACUUAACAUUUAACGCUGGCUUGAGACUCCACAUGUACAGCCAGAGCCCAUCAGAUGUGGUUAGUCAUGAUGUGACGCAGACCUGUAGCUACACUCGGUGGGCCUCCAGAGAGAUCCUCUGUGACAGGAACUACAUGGAAGUGUCAAACUACAUGGCUACACCUGAUUCACAAGCUGAAGCGAAGGGGCAGACUCAAGAAAACAACUCCAAGAUGAACGCCAUUCCUGAAGCCUCUGGCGCAGCUCAUGGUAUCUGGAAGAUGACGUUUUACACUCCAGAGCCGGUGUCGAUGGUGCUGAGGGAGGCUGAACAAGCUGGAUAUGGUGCCAUGAAGACUGCAAACCGUCUGGUUAUGAGAAGCCCGUAUAACACGGCUGAGACUUAUUCAGAGGAUAUGGCCGGAGUCCCAAUGGAAGUCUUCAGGGUGAGCGCUUAUUACAAGGCGCCACAAGGUCUGAAUGUGGUGAACCUGGCAGCUGCUUGUCCCACAGGUGGUGUUCUCUUCACCGAGGAUGUCAUCUCUUGGCACGUGCCUCGCCGAGUGACCCCCCUGGUAGAUGGCGGCUUUAGAAUCACAGAGAUGCACAUGGGCAUCAAUGGACAGCGUCUGGAUAAAUCUCAGAUGGCCACACGGGGGUAUUCACUAACCACCACUGACUUCCACAUCGUCAUGGAGAUCCCUGUGGGCUCGCCUGACGGUUAUUACAAGAGCCAUGCCCCAGAUUACCAGUAUCACAUCACGUAUACUGUGGAGCCCAUGCUGGAGGUGCUGUGGAGGGCUGACAACACCCAGGAGGACACCAGAUACAAGGUUUUGUUCCCAAUCACCACCCCUCUGAUGCCUCGACCUCCACAUUCCCAAGACCAUACAGUCCCAGAGGGCCGCAUGUUCAGCGUACAUGUAGGAACCUUCCUUGAUGACGUGGAGUUGAGGAACAUCACAUUUUCCACCGGGGUUCUCUCUGUUGAAGAAAGCAAUGCCAGAGGAUUCACUGUUGAGGAGCACAGCUUUCCUAAUGGAACAAAGAGCUUCUCUCUCAAAGUGCCCUUUGAUGCUGGCGUCGUCCUCCAACAUAAUCCUGAACCCUUGGCUACAGUCUACUCCCUCCCUCUGGUCUUUGGGUUCAUCAUUCUGCCUGAAGAAACUCCCUUUGCCCAUCCAGUGGACCUGCAGGCGUCCCUGCAGGAUGUUGUUCCACCCAGUGUCACCGGUACAUGUGACCAGAACCUGUUUUACAUCAGUGUGACGUACGGGAGCCAAGGCAGCAAUUUUGAGACCAUGGUCGGACCUCGACAGCUAACACCUGAGCUAGCUGAGAGCUACCACUUUAAUGAGAACAGAACUCACUACAGCCUCACUGUGCCAUACACUGCCAAGGACGUGGCAUACGAGCUCCUGACAACAGAUUCAGUCCGAGCCAGACUUGACAUGCUUCUUUACGAUCCCCAAAACAACUGGGUGCUGACUGAUCUCUACCUGGCCUGCAACUUCCCUUUGACGACAACCAAGUGCCACUCAAAUGGAACAAUAACAGCUCUGGCUGUGAAGGUGGAAUCUGUGCCCAAUCUCAACCCUGGCUCUCUGACUCUGAGGGAUCAGUCAUGCAAGCCGACGUUUGCUGAUGAUCGCUUUGCAUAUUUCUCGUUCAGCGCCGAUUCCUGUGGGACUAGCAGAAUAUUCUUUGACAACUACAUGCUGUAUGAGAACGAGAUUGGCCUUUACUACAACAACAAACACAACUUCAACAAAGGAGCUGCCUACACAUCACCUGUUGAUCCUGAUUACAAGCAACUAAUUUCCUGCUACUACAUGGUCAACGACACUCAGACUGUAUCAUUUACCUACAAACCCCGAAGCGAAGAGCCUGCAGCGGAGAUUGGCUCAGGACAGCUGAUGGUGCAGAUGAGGCUGUCUCAUGAUGCUUCGUAUGAGCUCUUCUACCAAGCUGAAGACUAUCCAGUGGUCAGAUUUCUGAGGCAGCCUCUGUAUUUUGAGGUGGAGUUGAAGGAGUCAGCUGACCCACAGCUGGAGCUCAUCCUGGAGAAUUGUUGGGCCACACUGCAUGAAGACAGGACAUCUCUGCCCAGCUGGGACAUUAUCGUGGACAGCUGUGAAAAUCACGAUGACAGCUACAUGACCCUCUUCCAUCCUGUUGUGAGUGACUCGAGGAUUACACUCCCGUCCCAUGCCAAGCGUUUCUCAAUAAAGAUGUUCACCUUUACACAAGAUGAAGAGGUUCUGAAAGACGAGAUUUAUGUCCACUGUGAUGCAGUGAUUUGUGACACAAACAGCCGAGCAGACGGCUCCUGCAGAGGACAGUGUGUCCAAACUGCAAGCACAAGUGACUCCAGGCAUCAAGGGAUUAAAGGAGGAGUAAAAAGAGAACAAAGAAGCACAGACUCUCAUCAAACACGGCUCUCUUCUGGACCCAUUCUAUUAGUACACAAACUCUGAAUAAACACAUUUUCUUAACUUUA
Messenger RNA from Cheilinus undulatus (humphead wrasse), 2941 nucleotides. RefSeq names its product zona pellucida protein AX 1 (gene zpax1). The record is from RefSeq and is a predicted model, not a curated record. NCBI's taxonomy places the organism in Eukaryota, Metazoa, Chordata, Actinopteri, Labriformes, Labridae. Bases 141 to 2918 code for a protein of 925 amino acids. The transcript is spliced from 21 exons.